Elephantulus edwardii (Cape elephant shrew) is the source of this 1824-nucleotide messenger RNA. RefSeq names its product retinol saturase (all-trans-retinol 13,14-reductase) (gene RETSAT). The record is from RefSeq and is a predicted model, not a curated record. The transcript has 11 exons. Lineage: Eukaryota; Metazoa; Chordata; Mammalia; Macroscelidea; Macroscelididae. The coding region runs from base 1 to 1824 and encodes 607 amino acids.
AUGUGGCCACUGCUGCUCGGCGCGCUGCUGCUCGCCAUCCUCUACAAAGCGUACUCGGCCCUGUUCGCCGGCCGCUCCCGGAACCCCUUCUCGGAGGAUGUCAAGCGGUCGCCCGCGCCCCUCGUGACUGACAAGGAGGCCAGAAAGAAAGUUCUCAAACAAGCUUUCUCAGUCAGCAAAGUGCCAGAGAAGCUGGAUGUGGUGGUGAUUGGCAGUGGCUUUGGAGGUCUGGCUGCAGCUGCGAUUCUGGCCAAGGCUGGCAAGCAAGUUCUGGUGCUGGAGCAGCAUACCAAGGCAGGGGGCUGCUGCCAUACCUUUGGCCAGGAUGGCCUUGAAUUUGACACAGGAAUCCAUUACAUUGGGCGUAUGCAGGAGGGCAGCAUUGGCCGUUUUAUCUUGGACCAGAUCACCGAGGGGCAGCUGGACUGGGCUCCCCUGGCCUCUCCCUUUGAUGUUAUGGUGCUGGACGAACCCAGUGGCCGCAAGGAGUUCCCCAUGUACAGUGGGGAGAAAGCCUAUAUUAAGGGCCUCAAGGAGAAAUUUCCCCAAGAAGCGGCUGCCAUUGACAAGUAUAUGAAGAUGGUUAAGGUGGUGUCCAGCACAACUAGUCAUGCCAUCGUGCUGAAGCUCCUCCCACUGCCUCUGGUACGCUUCCUCAGCAAGUGUCAGCUGCUGACUCGCUUCUCUCCGUUCCUGCGUGCCUCCACCCAGAGCUUGUCUGAGGUCUUGCAGCAGCUGCCAGCAUCCCGUGAACUCCAGGCAGUGCUCAGCUACAUCUUCCCUACUUAUGGUGUGACUCCCAGCCACACCACCUUCGCCAUGCAUGCUGUGCUGGUUGACCACUACUUGAAAGGAGCAUUCUAUCCCCGAGGGGGCUCCAGCGAAAUUGCCUUCCACACCAUCCCUGUGAUCGAGCGUGCUGGGGGUGCCGUCCUCACGAGGGCCACUGUGCAGAGUGUGUUGCUGGAUUCGGCUGGAAAGGCCUGUGGUGUCAGCGUGAAGAAGGGCCAAGAACUGGUGAACAUCUACUGCCCCAUCGUCAUCUCCAGUGCAGGACUGUUCAAUACCUACCAGCACUUACUGCCACAACAUGCCCGCAAUCUGCCAGAUCUGAAGCAGCAGCUGGGGAUGGUGCGACACAGCUUGGGCAUGUUCUCCAUUUUCAUCUGCUUACGAGGCUCUAACAAGGACCUGGGUCUGAAUUCUACCAACUACUACGUUUAUUUCAACAAAGACAUGGACAAGGCGAUGGACAGAUACUGCUCCAUGCCCAAGGAAAAGGCUGCAGCACACAUCCCCGUUUUCUUUGUGUCUUCCUCAUCAGCCAAGGACCCCACGUGGGAGGAGCGGUUCCCAGAUCGGUCCACGGUGAUUGUGCUUUGCCCAGCUGCCUAUGAAUGGUUUGAGGAAUGGAAGGAGGAGCCACAGGGAAAGCGAAGCAGCGAAUACGAAGCCCUCAAGAACACCUUUGUGGAAGCAGCCAUGUCUGUUGUCCUGAAGCUGUUUCCUCAGCUGGAGGGACAGGUGGACAGUGUGGAUGGAGGAUCCCCACUGACCAAUCAGCAUUAUCUGGCUGCCUCUCGGGGUGCCUGCUACGGAGCCGACCAUGACCUGGGCCGCCUGCACCCUCUCGUGAUGGCCUCUGUGAGGGCUCAAAGCCCCAUCCCCAACCUCUAUAUGACAGGCCAGGAUAUCUUCACGUGCGGGUUGAUGGGGGCCCUGCAAGGGGCCCUGCUGUGCAGCAGCGCCAUUCUGAAGCGGAACGUGUACAGGGACCUGCAGAAGCUUGGCUCAAGGAUCCAGGCACAGAAGAAGAACAACUAG